UUGUACUAACACCUGGAAUUGUAUAAAACACGAAGAAAUUCCUGUGGAAGCUUUUGCUAAAAUGGGUCGCAAAGAGGCUGACUACGAAUGGAAGAAGAGCACGAAUAACAUUCAAGAAGUGUUCGACAUUUUAGAGGUUUUGGGAUCGGGAGCAUUCUCAGAGGUGUACAUGGUAAAGGAGAGGAAAACUGGCAAUCUUUUCGCCAUGAAGUGUGUAAAGAAGAAGAGCAAAAGGGAUGUCAUUUUAGAAAACGAAAUAGAAGUGUUGAGAAGAAUUAAACAUGAUAAUGUUGUGGGAUUGGAAGAUUUCUAUGAAAGUCAGACCCAAUACUACCUGGUCAUGCAGCUUGUUUCGGGUGGUGAACUGUUCGACCGGAUUCUGAACCGGGGAGUGUACUCGGAAAUGGAUGCUAGUUUAGUUAUAAGGCAGGUACUUGAGGGGGUCAACUACUUGCAUAAGAACGGCAUAGUACAUCGUGAUCUCAAGCCAGAGAACUUGCUGUACUACAGUGCAGAUGAGAAAUCCAAGAUAAUGAUCAGUGAUUUUGGGCUUUCCAAGAUAGAAGAAAAUGGGAUCAUGUCUACAGCCUGCGGUACUCCUGGAUAUGUGGCUCCAGAGGUGCUAGCUCAGAAGCCCUACAGUAAAGCUGUGGACUGCUGGUCUAUUGGAGUCAUCACAUACAUACUUCUUUGUGGAUACCCCCCUUUUUACGAGGAGUCUGAGACGCGUCUCUUUUCGAAGAUCAUCAAAGCCCAGUAUGAGUUUGACUCUCCCUUCUGGGAUGACAUCUCAGAGUCUGCAAAGGACUUCAUCCGCAACAUGAUGCAGAAGAAUCCUAAUUUGCGCUACACAACAGAGCAAGCUCUUAGACAUCCCUGGAUCACUGGAAAGACUGCUCAGAGCCGUGAUAUCUACCACUCAGUCAGUGCCCAGAUCCAGAAGAACUUUGCCAAGUCCAAAUGGAAGCAAGCUUUUAAUGCUACUGUGGCUAUCAACCACAUGAAAAAGCUACAACUUGCUCAUUGUGAGGCCUCCGUCAAACAGAGCCAGGUCCCGACUCAGCUGCCUGAUAUCAAAAUCAUUACGGCAUGCAACACUGAAGCAACAGAGAAGAACCUGGUGCCUGACAAUCAGGAUCCCAACGGCAACCUGCCUAGCAGUUACAUGAUCGUGCCAGCUCUGCAAACAGAAAUAAAGAGUCAGUACUAUCCUGUGAAGUCCAGCCAUAGACUUACCUUGACGGUGGCUGAGAAGAGCAAGCAUGUGUACCACUCCGAACCAGCAAAUCUAAAUGGGUAUGGAAAGAGAAGCACCAGUCGUAGUGGAGAGAAAUUUCAGACAGGCGUCUGCUCCGUCAUGUGAUUCAUCAUUGUGGCACCAUGAUGGAAUUUUAAUAGAUCUGUGACCUGUUUCUUGGCCACUGGCUACUUGAAGUUGGCACAUAUUGGUGCCCUGGGCCUUGGCUACUAACCCAUUCGGGACAGCUGAUGUAUGACCUGUUGGGUGCACUGUUCUACUGGGGUUAGAAGGAGUACCUCCAUGAGGAGUAUGUUCCUAAGGACAUGGUGAUAUCCCAGCAUACUGUAUUAUAUGUACAAGUAUUGACUAUUGAUUUUUAUUAUUAUUAUUAUUAUUAUUUUCUCAUUCACGUCCAGAUUCAUAGUAUGUGAUGGUGUGCAAUAGACAUUUACUGUGGUAUUUAUCCUGAAAUGCUUUGUGCUUGGUCCUGUAAGCAGUGGCAGUAGAGGGAUAAAAAAAGAAUACAUCUCUUUUUUGUGUAUUAUAGAGUCAAGGAUUACAAACAAUAAUACAUAAUGCAUACUGUUUAAUUACACCCAUUAUUGUUUAAGUAUAUUGAUUUACUGAUUUGCCAAUGUAAACAACACCUAUAAAGUGAGGGCUUAUGUAAAUACAUUUGUUAAUUAUUAUCUAUGGUUGUUUGAUAUAUAACUAUAAACCUAAGAUGCUAUAAAGUGCU
Messenger RNA from Trichomycterus rosablanca, 1979 nucleotides. RefSeq names its product calcium/calmodulin-dependent protein kinase IGb (gene camk1gb). The transcript has 13 exons. Bases 62 to 1363 code for a protein of 433 amino acids. Gene Ontology annotation, biological process: peptidyl-serine phosphorylation. Gene Ontology annotation, cellular component: intracellular anatomical structure. Gene Ontology annotation, molecular function: calmodulin binding; ATP binding; calcium/calmodulin-dependent protein kinase activity. Lineage: Eukaryota; Metazoa; Chordata; Actinopteri; Siluriformes; Trichomycteridae. The record is from RefSeq and is a predicted model, not a curated record.